Messenger RNA from Empidonax traillii (willow flycatcher), 1236 nucleotides. It is a transcript of the gene APOBEC2, whose product is annotated as apolipoprotein B mRNA editing enzyme catalytic subunit 2. The transcript has 3 exons. Gene Ontology annotation, cellular component: cytoplasm; nucleus. NCBI's taxonomy places the organism in Eukaryota, Metazoa, Chordata, Aves, Passeriformes, Tyrannidae. Gene Ontology annotation, molecular function: cytidine deaminase activity; zinc ion binding; RNA binding. Gene Ontology annotation, biological process: cytidine to uridine editing. The record is from RefSeq and is a predicted model, not a curated record. Bases 269 to 934 code for a protein of 221 amino acids.
UUAAUUUGAAAUUAAAAGGGGAGCAGGAGAGAUUGUUGAAAGGAGCUGGGGAAAGCAAGGGAAGGAGGUGACACCCGAGAGUCCUGGAUCACCCUACCCCAACCAGCCUCUGUCGCUGCUGCUUUGUUCCAUAUUUAGUUCCUGACAACUGUGCCUGGGGCAGGAACUCCCAGCUCUGUUUUCCCUCCUCUCUGCACUCCCAGAGCUCUCAGAAGUUGCUCUUUCUCUCUCCCAGUGGCUGUAGGUCAAGCCCACUGCACUGCAGAAGAUGGCAGAGAAGCAGGAGGAGCCCAGCAACGCCCAGAACGGGGAACCCGACAACGCCGAGGAGGGCGAGGGCAAGAAGAAGAAGGUGAAGAGGGAAGACCUGCCACCCUUUGAAAUCGUGACAGGGGAACGCCUCCCAGCCAUCUUUUUCAAGUUCCAGUUCAGGAACGUGGAAUACAGCUCCGGCAGGAACAAGACCUUCCUGUGCUACGUGAUGGAGACGCAGGGCAAGGAGCCGGCGACGAGCCGGGGUUACCUGGAGGACGAGCACGCGGCGGCCCACGCCGAGAUGGCCUUUCUGAACACCAUCCUGCCCCGCUGCGAGCCCGGCGCGCGCUGCACCGUCACCUGGUACGUGUCGUCCAGCCCCUGCGUGGGCUGCGCCGAGCGCAUCGCCGACACGCUGCGCAGGAACAAGGCCCUGCACCUCACCAUCAUGGUGGGCCGGCUCUUCAUGUGGGACCAGCCCGACGUGCAGGAGGCUCUCCGCAGCCUGAAGGCGGCCGGCUGCAAGCUGAGGAUCAUGAAGCCUCAAGACUUUGAGUAUGUGUGGCAGAACUUUGUGGAGCAGGAGGAAGGGGAGGAGGCGAAGUCGUUCGUGCCCUGGGAGGACAUUCAGGAGAACUUCCAGUACUACGAGGAGAAGCUGGCUGAGAUCCUGCACUGAGGCUCACGACCUAUUCAGAGAUCUAUGAAGAGAAGUGACAGACCUGGACACCUGGGACACUCCACUUCCCAAAGCUUUGAUUCCAGUAGGAUGGAGAACCAGCUUCUGGAAGACAAAGCCCUGUGGGACUACGAACACAACCGAUAACACAGACCUUUGGUGUUUGGGAUUUUUUUGGGUGUAUUUUGUUCCUCCCCCUCCCUGCCCCAACCAAACCCACGCUGUGGUGAAAGGGAUGGCAGUGACCUACAGGGGAAGCUGUGGGAUCACAUUCUGGGAAUACUCCAUGGGAAAAGAUCUUA